Messenger RNA from Cucurbita pepo subsp. pepo (vegetable marrow), 1975 nucleotides. Its product is annotated as WD-40 repeat-containing protein MSI4. NCBI's taxonomy places the organism in Eukaryota, Viridiplantae, Streptophyta, Magnoliopsida, Cucurbitales, Cucurbitaceae. The record is from RefSeq and is a predicted model, not a curated record. Gene Ontology annotation, molecular function: protein binding.
AAGUUGGGAGACUUGGGUGGGGUCGCGUUUAGCCGCGAGAGCAAAAGGAUUUAAAGCGAGAAAAAUCGGACCCAAGCUCCAGUUAGCUAUGGACUCUUCUCAGUCGCAGCAGCAGCAGCAGCAGCAGCAGCAGCAGCAGCAGCAGCAACAGCCUCAACAACAGCAACAGCAGCUGCAGCAGCAACCUGUUGUGAAGAAGAAGGAGACCAGAGGCCGCAAGCCGAAGCCCAAGGACGAGAAGAAGGACGAGCAGCAAGCUAAGAAGAUGAAGGCUCAGCAACAACCCUCUGUCGACGAGCGCUACACUCAGUGGAAGUCUCUUGUUCCUGUUCUUUACGACUGGUUCGCCAACCACAAUCUUGUUUGGCCUUCUCUCUCUUGCCGGUGGGGUCCUCAGCUCGAGCAAGCGACGUAUAAGAAUCGACAGCGGCUUUAUCUAUCUGAACAGACUGAUGGUAGUGUUCCGAAUACACUGGUCAUUGCAAAUUGUGAAGUUGUGAAGCCCAGGGUUGCAGCUGCGGAGCACAUUUCUCAGUUCAAUGAAGAAGCACGCUCUCCAUUUGUAAAGAAGUACAAGACUAUCAUACACCCUGGUGAGGUUAACAGAAUUAGGGAACUUCCCCAGAAUGCUAGAAUUGUUGCUACACACACUGAUAGUCCAGAUGUUCUCAUUUGGGAUGUUGAGGCACAGCCUAAUCGUCAUGCUGUCCUUGGUGCCACAAAUUCUCGCCCAGAUUUGAUUCUUACUGGUCAUCAAGAAAAUGCUGAGUUUGCUCUAGCAAUGUGCCCCACUGAACCUUAUGUUCUCUCUGGAGGGAAGGACAAGUUAGUAGUUUUAUGGAGUAUCCAGGACCAUAUAACAACUGCCGCCUCAGACGCUGCUGCCUCAAAGUCACCGGGAUCUGGUGGUUCUAUCAUAAAAAAGGCAGGAGAAACAAAUGAUAAAACUGCUGAAGGGCCUUCUAUUGGGCCACGAGGAGUUUACCAUGGCCACGAGGAUACUGUUGAAGAUGUUACCUUCUGUCCGUCCAAUGCACAGGAGUUUUGCAGUGUGGGAGAUGAUUCUUGCCUGAUAUUAUGGGAUGCUCGUACUGGCACUAGCCCAGCUGUAAAGGUCGAAAAAGCACAUAAUGCUGAUCUUCAUUGUGUUGAUUGGAAUCCCCAUGAUGAUAAUCUUAUCAUAACAGGUUCAGCAGAUAAUUCUAUUCGCUUGUUCGAUCGUCGUAAUCUCACUUCUAACGGAGUAGGCUCACCCAUCUAUAAAUUUGAGGGUCACAAAGCUGCUGUUCUUUGUGUUCAGUGGUCCCCAGAUAAAUCAUCCGUCUUUGGAAGUUCUGCAGAGGAUGGGCUGUUAAAUAUUUGGGACUAUGAUAAGGUUGGUAAAAAGACAGAACGAGCUACAAGGACACCUGCUGCUCCUCCAGGCCUAUUUUUCCAGCAUGCUGGGCACAGGGAUAAAGUCGUUGACUUCCAUUGGAAUGCUUCUGAUCCAUGGACUCUUGUCAGUGUAUCUGAUGAUUGUGAUACGACUGGUGGAGGAGGAACGUUGCAGAUAUGGCGCAUGAGUGAUCUAAUUUAUCGGCCGGAAGAUGAGGUGUUAGCUGAGCUUGAAAAGUUCAAAUCUCACGUAAUUGAAUGUGCUGCAAAGCCUUGAGAACUUCGUGAAGUUUUCUACCUUUGUUUUCUUCAGACAACACACUAGGUUGUAGAUCUUGUCGUUGUCGUAGGAUUUGAAUUCUAGUCUAUCUUAGUGUUUUAUUCCUUUUUUUUUUCCUUUUUUCUCUCUACUUGUGUGCAAGUAUUUGGAAUAUCCGGUUCUCUCACUACCAUUAUAGUAGAAUGAAUAUGGCCUACCGGGUCACCAUCAAUGAAUUGAAUCAUCUUGUUUCCUUAGAAUACUUGGAGAAUUCUUUAAAUUGGCUGUUUAAACUCGUUAUUUCGUGUUUAGAAGCUGGGAUUCUUAUUUUUGCCUGAA